CUCUCGCGGUGUCAUGGUAUCCUAAGGAUAUAGGGAUGAGUUUACCAGGGUAUCAUGACGUGCACAAUGGUAUGGAGAAUGCGAAGUAUUUUAUCAACGACUGGACAGUGGAAGUGGACGGUGGUGAUGAAAUCGCUCAGCUGGUGGCGCUGGAAUUGGGCUACGAGUACGGAGGAAAGAUUCAGGGGUUCCCAAAUAUGUACGCUUUCCGUGCAUACGAGCGUAAACAACGUCGCACCCCUAAUCAACACACAGCUACACUUCAUCAGGACCGAAGGAUUCGAUGGGCCGAACAGCUUUUCACUAAAAGUCGGGUGAAGCGGUACCCAUUUCCGGAUCCUGACAAAAAGUUACAUCGGGUAAAAAGAAUAGACAACAGCACCAGGCAAGCAGAAGACAUAAAGGGUGUACGUGAUCACCAAAUACAAAACGGACUCUUCGACGAUGAGCUGUGGGAAUAUGAAUGGUAUUUGCAAGACACACGUACGGAUCUAUACUUGCCUCGUCUGGAUCUCAACGUGCUGCCAGUUUACGCGCUAGGCUACAAUGGCCGCGGUGUGCGAGUGUCAAUAUUGGACGACGGCGUCGAGCACAAUCACACCGACCUACGUGAGAACUACGACGCUGAGAUAAGUUGGGACUGUAACGACGCGGAUUCCGACCCAUAUCCAAGAUACGACAAGGAAAAUAGCAAUUCACAUGGCACCCGAUGCGCUGGAGAGAUAGCAAUGACGGCCAACAACAGAAAAUGUGGUGUGGGCGUGGCUUGGGGCGCCAAAGUGGGAGGAGUUCGGAUGCUCGACGGCCGUAUCACUGAUCGAAUAGAAGGUGAAGCAAUAGGAUACGCGUGGGAUAAAGUCGACAUCUAUAGCGCCUCGUGGGGUCCAAAUGACGACGGUAAAACUGUAGAAGGGCCUGGGCGACUUGCAAUAGAGGCUUUUCAACGUGGUGUGGAAAAGGGUCGUGGUGGUAAAGGCACAAUAUAUGUUUGGGCCAAUGGUAACGGCGGAAGUCACGAUGAUAACUGCAACUGUGAUGGUUACUCGUCGAGCAUCUACACAAUAUCAAUUGGCAGUGCUUCUCAGCAAGGCCUGUUUCCCUGGUACGGAGAAAUCUGUCCAUCCACUCUCGCAACUGCAUACUCCUCUGGUGCUUAUAAAGAUCAGAAAAUAGCUACAACGGAUACCAACGACUCCUGCACCCUGGGGCAUACGGGCACUUCUGCCGCGGCGCCCUUGGCUGCUGGUAUCAUCGCACUGGCUCUCCAAGCUAACCAUAAUUUAACGUGGAGGGACGUACAACAUCUGAUUGUUUGGACGUCCGAGUAUGCACCGCUAGCAGAAAAUCCCGGAUGGCAAAAAAACGGCGCUGGAUUACGAUUUGAUAUUCGCUUCGGUUUUGGUUUACUAAAUGCCGGCGCUCUCGUCACUGCAGCUCUUAACUGGACAACGGUCCCCGACAGACAAACGUGCCGUAUCGAUGCUCCGUCAGCAAAGAAAAGAGAAUCCAUGUCAUCGGCGGAAACAGUUGAUAUCGCUAUUGACGUAUUCGAUUGUCCAGUAAACUACAUUGAACACGUGGAGCUAGUAACAAACAUAAAAUAUACGCGUCGUGGUGCUUUGGAAAUAUACCUCGUGUCGUCACAAGGGACAAAAGUUCAAAUUCUGAGUGCUCGUUCACGGGAUAACUCCGCGGCAGGUCUAGUUAACUGGCCGUUGACCUCUGUAGCUACUUGGGGUGAAGACCCUUUUGGGUUGUGGCACGUUAUCUUUCAGGACACGACGUAUGAAUCGAACACGGGCGAAAUUGGGCCAAUCACUCUAGUCAUCCAUGGCACAGUAGAAAUGCCUGCUCAUAUGAAAAACGGUCCUAGACAAUACAACAACAAAUACAACAGUUAUCAACAACAAAUACAGUUUGACUACCUUGACAGUGGUGGGCCAUACAAUGAAAACGCUGCCCCGUUUAUACCAGAGCAACAUAUCACAGAGGAGGUUGCAUUCAAUCGUAUGGACACGGUGUUGGAUAAAAUGGAAAAAGAACUACUGCGAAAUCAUCACAGUAAAUAUUAUGCGCCGAGUGUUGAAGGUUAGACCACGUGUAGGCAUGUUUGUUGGUAAUUUAUUUGAAGGUUAAAUUAUUACUAGAGUUAAUUGAUUAUUACGUAUUUAUAAACACGAGUCAAACGUCCUGAGCAUUUCUGCGGUCUUGGUGAUUUUAUAUUUUUUUAUAUAAUAUUUAUAUAUAGCAUACUGUUUUUACUGCUUAUGUACACACCACAUUACGCAUACAACCUAAUAUGUCUCUUUCUAACCAAAACAUUUGCAAUAUAAUACUAUCUAGUUAUUGCAUCGUCUUUAUGUUAUGUUUUAGGUA
This is a messenger RNA of Pararge aegeria (speckled wood butterfly), 2376 nucleotides long. Its product is annotated as neuroendocrine convertase 1-like. Gene Ontology annotation, molecular function: serine-type endopeptidase activity. The transcript has 15 exons. Gene Ontology annotation, cellular component: Golgi membrane; trans-Golgi network. Gene Ontology annotation, biological process: protein processing. The coding region runs from base 36 to 2093 and encodes 685 amino acids. Lineage: Eukaryota; Metazoa; Arthropoda; Insecta; Lepidoptera; Nymphalidae. The record is from RefSeq and is a predicted model, not a curated record.